Messenger RNA from Dendroctonus ponderosae (mountain pine beetle), 4173 nucleotides. RefSeq names its product tectonin beta-propeller repeat-containing protein. Gene Ontology annotation, molecular function: carbohydrate binding. The record is from RefSeq and is a predicted model, not a curated record. Lineage: Eukaryota; Metazoa; Arthropoda; Insecta; Coleoptera; Curculionidae. Gene Ontology annotation, cellular component: membrane.
UCAACUUCCUCCCUCUAGCAACUUGUCAAAAAUCAAAGUCAAAACCGUCAAAACUCAAAACGGAAAAAUACUAAAUAUUUUCCAGAGUUUCAAUGCAAAACCCACAGUAAAAUUGCUUGAAAGCAAAAAACAAUGCCCAGCUCGCUCCUGUUUGGGAUUAACAAUGAGGGGAGAGUUCACACGUUAUCCACAACAGGCUCAAUGUGGAGAGAGUUGCCCUAUAACGGGCAAGAAUUUAAAAAACUCUCUGGGGUGCCCCAUUUUCUUUGGGGAUUGGGGGGCGACCAUCAGUUAUACGUCUAUGUGCAUGCUCUGGACAUACCCAUAAGAAUACGGGAGGAAUCUUACGAAAAUGAACGCUGGCUGCCCAUCGAGGGGUUUAGCUCCAGAUUGCUGCCCACGGAUCGGUUUCACUUUUCGAAUGAUGAUGGAACUGUGGACAGAGCUAUAGACAAGAUCAGGCUGCCUUCAAUGGCCUGGCAAUGGGAAGGUGACUGGCAAAUCGAACUCACCCUGAAUGGCCAACCUUUGGACCACAAUGGUUGGACGUAUGCCGUGGACUUUCCCUCCCAAUACUAUCCGAAAAAGCAGUGGAAAAGCUGCGUUAGAAGAAGACUGUGGACCAGAACGGCCAAGUAUUGCGCUAUGAACAGUUGGUGCGCCAUUGCGCCUCUGCACAAGGAUGCCACCAAAGAACCCUUCAUUGAUAUCGCAAUCGGAGGGCAAAGCCUGGCUGGUUGUGAACCUGGGGGGAUGCUGGUUUGGGCGGUAACGUCUCACAAUAGGGUGAUGUUUCGCACAGGGACAAGCACGAAAUCCCCCGAAGGGGCCAAAUGGAACCAUAUCCAAGUGCCGCCCGGUUGUGAAGUGAAUCAAAUUAGUGUUGGUCCAAGUGGGUUGGUUUGGGCUGCGCUGCUUGAUGGCAGGGCGUUGGUUCGACUUGGAGUCACCAGAGACAAUCUACAAGGAGAAUCCUGGCUGGAAGUUCGCAGCCCGGGCGAUAAUCUGCGGAUUAUUCAACUUGCAGUGGGCAAUUGCAGCAUUUGGGCAGUCACGCAAGACAAGCAGAUUUGGUUCAGAUCGGGAAUAAAAGGAGAGGGCGCAGGCCUAAGCGAAGAACUGGCAGCCGGCUCCGGUUGGAUCGAAAUGGUGGGCAGGAUGAUGCAAGUUUCGGUCACACCCAACGAUCAAGUAUUCGCUGUAGGAGCUGAUGAUCGACUGAUUUAUCAUCGGACCGGCAUUUGCCCGGAAGACUUAACAGGGAAACGCUGGAGGGCGUUGAGGGCUCCCUUGCAAGUCAGUAGAACAAGUAGUAACGCUAGCCUUGGACGUGAUAAGUUUCAUCGUAGCUUGAACCAUCUUGGGAGUCGGCCUAGUAGCAUGAUUGAACAAUCCAACUUGGCUGAAUUCGAAGAACAAUCGCGGUCAGCGCCGCUGGCGCCUACUUCUUUGCCUGCGGGCGAUUGCAAAUAUGAAGUUCAACCGAAAAACCCGAAAGCAUGGAGCCCAGUGCAUUCGGUAGGCUCAAUUGUCGGCACCGAAGCUCAUCCAGAAACGGACGAGAGCGUCUGGAGCGAAUCCAGUCGGGACUCUUGCAUUUUUACUGAAGAUGAAGAACUCGGUUGGGCCGAGUAUGAUGCACCAUGGUCCUGGGUUGAGGCUGGAACGUGUCUGCCAGAACUCAACCAGCUCCCAAACUGGUUCUCUGACUCCAGCUGCGGAGCAAUGCAGGAAGAGUUCGAACAUCCAUGGCGCAACAAGAUUCUGGAUGAUUUAAAAGCGCGCGUACCCAACAAGGAAUUGUUUGAUAUCUACGAACCGGCUGUUGAUGUAACUUCAUGGAUGCACAAGGGGGAGGCGAGAGUCAACUUAGGUGGCAUCAGCUUUCUGGAUUGCAUUUUGCAGCUGGAAUGGAUUCAAACCACUGGAACAGUCACGAUUCUGAACUCGGACGGCGCCACCACUAUGCAUUCCUUCGCUUUAAGUGAUAUUACCUGCGUGCAGCUCAAUAGUGAACCGGGAAGUCCGAGAUUGGCCAUUCACACUCCACGAAACUAUCCUGCCAUAGUAAUUUUACAAUUUUCAAGUGAUGCUUUGUUGGAAGAGUGGCAAACACAUUUAGCGAGUACUUGCGAGAAGCUGCGAGACAUACAAGGCAAGCCAAGUGAUGAUAGUAUCUGGGCAGUAACCAAAUUAGGAGACAUUUUUGUUUGGGAUCCGUCGAAUCUCGAAAGCCAUCAGCUGAGGGAGGACGAUUUCUAUAUCCAAAAGUUCGACCUCAGUGGAAAGGAAUGUCCGAUUAAAGUGGCCUUACAUGUUGGGUGCGCUCCAGGAACUAUUUUAACAUUAACAGGUUGUAUAGGAGAUGAAGCCAACCGACUGAGCAUAAAUUUAGAAGCUCCGAUAACGUAUAAAAGUAAACACAAAGCGUUUGCUGAGCUGGAAAAUGUAUGCCUGCAUAUAAACCCUCGAUUUUUCGACAAUGCCGUGAUCAGGAAUUCAAUGUCCGAAGGAAAAUGGGACGCGGAAGAACGAGAGGGAGGAAUGCCGUUCCUCAAGGGACAGGAAUUCCGGUUGCUAAUCCAGAGCACUGAGGACGCAUUCCAAAUAUCGGUCAACGACAAGGAAUUCACCAGAUUUCGCCACCGGUUGUCGCCACAUUCCGCUUGCAUUUUGCAUCUUAGUGGUAAAAUGCAGCCGUUUAAGCUAGUGAUAAAAAGUCCUGUGAUUAUCGUCGAUCCUUUGGAGCUGUUUUGGCGGCAGAUCGGAGGCCAUCUGCGUAGAAUAGAAACCUGCAAUGCGGGCGUAACUUGGGGAAUUGGGUGUGAUCAUACAGCAUGGGUCUACACUGGCGGAUGGGGCGGAGGCGUUUUGGCGAAUCUAGACAGUCACAAUGUACAGCCCAUGACGGAUUCGCAGGAUUAUCGCGUUUACGAGAACCAACGGUGGAAUCCUGUUACUGGUUAUACCGCUUCUGGUUUACCCACUGAUAGACACAUGUGGAGCGAUGUUACGGGCCGUCAAAAGCGUUUAAAAGAUCAAGUAAAGCUCCUAUCAGCGCGGUGGCAGUGGGUCUCUGACUGGAUGGUUGACUUUCACGUGCCAGGCGGAGUGGAUAGGGAGGGCUGGCAAUAUGCGGUGGAUUUUCCCGCCUCCUACCAUGCCAAUAAACAGUUUACUGAUCUGGUUCGCCGGCGAAGAUGGUACAGAAGGUGUGCAAUUGCUACCACAGGUCCAUGGCAGGAAUUGGGCCACACCAAGCUGCUGGACGUUUCCUUAGAGCCGACGAAUGAUGAGGCCGAUGCUCCUGUUGCAGUUUGGGCGCUGGCAUCAGGCGGCCAAGCCAUGUUUCGUGUGGGAACCUCCAGAUCCAAUCCAUUGGGCCAUAUUUGGGAGCAUAUUACAACGGACCAACCAUUGGGUAGCAUCAGUUGCGGUCCAUUCAGCCAAGUAUGGGCAACUGGAAAAAAGGGCUGCGCCUACUUCCGCGUGGGGAUUAAGGAGGACAAACUGCAAGGAGAGAGGUGGAUUUGCGUUGAGCCUCCUGGAGGGGCGCAGUUAAAGCAAAUCGCGGUGAAUGCAGUGGGAAUAUGGGCGGUGGAUACUCUGGGCCGGCUAAAUGUGAGGAAGGAGGUCACAAGCAUGUUUCCCGAAGGAACACAUUGGCAAAGCAUUGUGGCUGAUCCGCCGGUUUUAAAUGCGGCACCUCACACCAAGGGCUUUAAGCAUGUUAGUGUAGGCAAAACAGAAGUUUGGGCGAUUACUGAUGGGGGAACUGUGAUACGACGAAUCGGAAUCUCCGCAAGCAAUCCAGCAGGGUCCGGAUGGGAUGUUGGAAUUGCGGGCAAUUGGCAGCAUAUAAGUAUUAAAGGGUUCAGAUAGACCCACUUUGGUGGCACGGUUAUAGCAGGCUUUUUAAUAGCUAAAAAAUCGCCGAUUGUAAGUACCUCUAUCCUCUAUCGUUUAUAUACUAGCUGAUAAGUGGACGUGGGAUAUUUUCGCCAAUUACGCGCUUAACCAGAUUUAUCUUAUUAAGGCAAAGCUUAACCAUAUCGCGGAAAAUGAAAUUGUCUAGUCACUUUUGAGCCAGAACUCCAUAAGCGAUUAAAUUCCAUUUUACGAGUUUUUUUAAACCAAUUAUAAAUUACAUUUAGGAAUGUUUUCCGGGCUUUG